AUCACCCAUUGAAUUUUCUUCCCAAUCCACAGGUCCUGACUCCCCAGGAGCAAUAGAAUCAUGUGAAGCAGGAGGAAGUUGCAGGGUUGAGUAUCAGUGUGUCUGGGGACACACCUGACUGAAGACAGAUUUCUGAGCAGAAAUUUAGAACAGACCCAGGACACACCAAGACAGAGCCUGCCUUUGCCAGCUCUUUUCAGAGAACAAGAAAAUGCUCCAGGCUCAAGAAUCCCUGACGUUUCAUGAUGUGGCCGUGGACUUCACCUGGGAGGAGUGGCAGCUCCUGGACCCGGAUCAGAAGGACCUGUACAAGGACGUGAUGUUGGAGACCUACAGCAACCUGGUGUCAGUGGGUUAUGAAUCCAGCAAUGCGGGCGUAUUCUCCAAGUUGGAUCACAGAGAAGCACUAUGGACAAAGGAAGGUGAAAUCCCCUGUGGAACCCGUUCAGAAAUCGGGAAACUUGAUGAUCAUCUGCUGCAGAACAAACAAAGUGAAAGCAUGGAGAUUACCCUGGGACAAUGGCACAAAAAUAACAUAUUUGAAAAUUGUGUCCAUUGGAGCAAAAAUCAUUUUCUGUUACGACAAAAUCAUGAUACAUUUGAUUCACAUGGGGAAAAUAUGAAAUCAAAUUUAUCUUUACUUAACCAGAGCAGAAGCUAUAAAAACAAGAGGCCCACUGAACUUUCUGGAAAUAGGAAAUCUUUUCUCCAUGCUAACAGUAAACAAUUUCAGACGGAAAUGAAAUUCCUCGAAAUUCAAGAACUCAUCAGCACUAAGUCCCAACUCAUCAAGCAUCAGAAGAAACCUCAGAAAAUAAGGAAACGACAUGUAUGCAGUGAAUGUGGGAAAGCCUUCAUGAAGAAGUGUUUGCUUAGUGAUCACCAGAAUCUUCAUACAGGAGAGAAGCCCCAUCAAUGCAGUCUGUGUGGGAAAGCCUUCUCCAGAAAGGUCACACUGAACGAACACCGGAGAUCACAUACAGGAGAGAAACCUCAUGAAUGCACAGAGUGUGGCAAAGCCUUUCUCAAGAAAUCACGGCUCAAUAUACAUUAUAAAAUACAUACAGGAGAGAAACCCUUUGUGUGCAGUGACUGUGGGAAACGCUUUAUCCAGAAGGGCAAUCUCAUGGUACAUCUGCGGACUCACACAGGCGAGAAACCUUAUAUAUGUAACGAAUGUGGAAAAGGCUUCAGCCAAAAGACAUCUCUCACGACACAUCAGAGAUUUCACACAGGAAAGACACCCUUUGUGUGUGGUGAAUGUGGAAAAUCCUGCUCCCAGAAAACAGGUCUCAUUAAACAUGAAAGAAUUCACACUGGAGAGAAACCCUUUGAAUGCAGUGCCUGUGGGAAAGCCUUUAUCGGGAAGCCACAGCUCGUUGUACAUCAGAGAAUUCAUACAGGAGAGAGACCUUAUGGUUGUAAUGAAUGUGGGAAAGCCUUUAGAGCAAAGUCAGUCCUCAAUGAACAUCAGAAAAUUCACUCAGUCAAGGUGGUACAUCCUCUCUCAGAGAGUCAAGUAUCAUCACAGCCUAGUGUGGUCCUGCAGGAGAAAGCACUUGUUAAUACAGUGACUGUGCAGUUGCCUUCUGUGGCCCCUCAAACAGCAUUAAAUAUCAGUGGGCUCCUAGCAAACAGAAAUGUAGUCAUAGUGGGCCAGCCUGUGGCCAGGUGUGCACCCUCAGGAGGAUUUUCACAGGACAGAAACAUUAUGAAUGCAGUGGGUAUAGACUCGCCUUCAGUAGUCAAUUACGUGUUAUUUUAUGUCACAGGAAACCAAUAGGAAAAAACUCAGACAUUCUGCGUGCAAAAGUUUGAUCAAAAAUUCCUAGUUAAGAUUAUGGUUGAAAAUUGUCUCUUGAGAGAAACUAUACAUGCUGAGACUGGCAAGUCAUGAUAUUCUCAUCCUAUUAAAUACGUGCAUUGACAGAGAGGCAUAAUCUGGUGUUAACCCGGACACAUACGUCAGUUGGUCUAUUGUGUCAAUUAAAGGAAUGAAAGAAGCUAAGUGAAGCCAUUAAGUGGAGUUUUUAAAACACAAAAGUAAUUUGUGUCUGGAAGGUUGCUGUGAAAAACCAGGGAGGAGGUAAUAAUGUGUUGGUGGGAUAUGGAGCAUUGAAUAUAUCAGUUCAGCUUCCAUAGACCAAAGUGAAGGGUUAAUUGAAAACUUGCAUGUCUACCAUACACUCUUAGCAGUUUAUAUUAUGCAGAGGGAUUAUGAAAGAACAGGUUCAUAUUGAGUCAGUUCAUUCAUUUAUAUCAAGUUUUUUGUCAAAUUCUUUAUACCUAAUUCUAUUCCA
Molecule: messenger RNA, 2300 nt
Organism: Pteronotus mesoamericanus
Lineage: Eukaryota; Metazoa; Chordata; Mammalia; Chiroptera; Mormoopidae
Product: zinc finger protein 350-like
Exons: 4
Coding region: 212-1783 (523 amino acids)
Biological process (GO): regulation of transcription by RNA polymerase II
Cellular component (GO): chromatin; PcG protein complex; transcription regulator complex
Molecular function (GO): RNA polymerase II cis-regulatory region sequence-specific DNA binding; DNA-binding transcription factor activity, RNA polymerase II-specific
Source: RefSeq, a predicted model, not a curated record